CAGUGUCACUUCUCUUGAAUUAAGGAAUGUGUUAGUUUCUUAUAUUUCGAAGCUGACAAGACAAAGUACUCUUUAGUUAUUGAGUGAAAAAUCAGUAUCACUAUUUAUAUUAUACUAUGUAACAAAAUUUCACUUUUGUUGUGUUCCUGGGAAAUAAGCAUAUUUCCCAAUUCUUUAUAACUAAACAAAAUAUUAAAAAACAAUUUUGAUCCCAGAACUUUGUUUCUGUGGUCAGGACACUUCUGGAACAUUUUCAAGAAAGACUGAUGUAAAACUAUUAUGUUCUAGGGUUUUGCUUGGCAAAUAUAACAACAGGGGCUCACAAACCAGCAUUCUGUUCAGCUCUAGCUACCAGAAAAGACACAUCAGAAGUCAAAUGGCAUCAAGAGGCUGCAAUCAUUCUCCAGAUGUAUUCUGCUACUUAUGUAGUCAAUUCAUUAAGACAAGAGCAAAGAAGUUCUCUGUAACAGCAUCUAAAAAAAUGUGUGAAACUUGCAAAGCAUAUUUUGGCAUGCCGGUUGGAGACCAAGACAAGAUCUGGGCACCUCACGUUGCUUGUGAGCAAUGUAAGAAAACACUGGAAGGAUGGUAUAGAGGAGAAAGAAGAGUCAUGAAGUUUGCUGUUCCUAGAAUAUGGUAUGAACCCACUGAUCACUCAGCCAACUGCUACUUUUGCCUAGCGGAUCCUUUCAGAUGCCGAACUGGGAAAAAUGCACCUGAUAAUUCUUAUCCAGACCUUCCCUCUUCUAUUGCACCAGUACCACACAGUGCUGAUCUUCCUGUACCUGCACCUCCAGAAAGAAGUCAACCAACAGAAGAAGAAAGAAGCAAAUCAGAAAAUGAAGAGCACAGCUAACAAGACUAUGAUCUCACAGAUGCAGCUGUUGGGAGGAAUCCUUACUACCCCAAUCAAACAGACCUCAGUGAUGUUGUGCAAGAAUGGUAUAUAAUACCGACAAGAUGAAAUUAAGACACGUGUAACAUCUGGGUAUCUUUAUUGUAGACGUUUCGCCAUCCAGUGGCUUUAUCAAUACAAAUUCCAGGACAUAACUUGAAGACAGUAGGACUAUAUACAGAAGAUGAGGUAAUCAGUCCCUCAACCUUGGAGUAGGUGCGAAGAGCACCAUAGUUGUGGAGA
Molecule: messenger RNA, 1138 nt
Organism: Cherax quadricarinatus
Lineage: Eukaryota; Metazoa; Arthropoda; Malacostraca; Decapoda; Parastacidae
Source: RefSeq, a predicted model, not a curated record